AUGGCCGACCUCACAACAUUGGAUGCGCUGCAGGCGUUUCACGGAGAGCUUGUCGCCUUGCAAAGUGGGCGCAGUGAUGCCGAUGCGAGCAGCGUUGACAAUGAAGCCCUCGUCGAAAACUUUGAGCGCGAGCUCGGACGAGUGUGGGAGCGCCCUUGUCGGAGCGAAGAAAGCAGGAAAUUGAUCAAGUCUGGAAAAAUUGUCCUCGACGGCCUAGAGCUUUCUAUCAAUGACAUCUUCCAACAAGACGCGUUAACACUCUCGGACGAGCUCGACCUUGAUGAACUUGAUGCUGCUCGUUUCCUCCUUGACUCGGAGGAAGACCCCUCAAUACUCGGCCGAUCACUUCUAGAAUGUGCCAUCAUUCGUUUCCACCAGCAGCGAAAGUAUGCGCUCGACAUCUUGCGAAUUCUUUUCGAAAUCUACGCGCUCGAAACCGCCGAAGAAUCGACCCCCCUCGAUGGUAUCAAGGCAUAUGUCGAAGCACGAGUGCUACAACCAGGCGCGACAGGACAAAAGCGCAACGUGCCUCGAUACAUGACUGCCAUGGCCGAGAUCAAAACAUGGCUACAAAAGCUCGGCGACAAAAUCGCGGCCGCCCAAACAAUGGGUCAACCCAUGUCUGAGCAGAUGGAAACUAUCGAGUUUUCGCGCAUCAGUCUUAUACAACAACAUGAAUCGUUGGCUACGAUUCUCUGCUGGGCUGCCUCCAAGAGGCAGGCUGAAACUGCCGACUUGAUGAAUUUCGUCAACGUCCUGAAGCGAUCUGACAAAUACGAUUGCCUUCUGGUACAUCUGCUGCCAGCCCUUAGUGCAUAUAUUGUCGCUUUCGGCUCGUUGGAAAGUGGAAUGGAUCUUGCGCGUGUAACGGAUCUUCACUCUAAGCUCUUUGCUGUUAUCGACGAUUCCGCUUGGCCGCUGCCCUACCUUCAGGCUGCAUUCAAGGCAAUGUGGUUGGCGGAGUACUCGGGCUACUGGGCUGACGAACCGACCAGCGUACCUGAUCCUGAGCUAGUCGAUGGGGAUCGCGAGAGAUCGAAGGUGUUCAUGGAUGCAUUAAAGGACGGCGCGUUUGAUUUCCUUUUAACGGUUGUAACUGACGUCCGCACACCGGAUUGGCAUGACCCUGUCCGAGUGGGCAUGCGCAAAUGGCUACAGCGCAAAUCAACGCCGCUUGCUACCGACAUUGUCCAAUUCUCUGAAUAUUUUCAGUUUCGACUCAUGAGCCAGUUGGAGCUGUUCGUUGACGCUUUCAUUACCAACAUGCCCGAUGUUCUACGAAAACUACGAGUGGAAGAAGAUGAGCAACGCCAACUUAGUCAAGUCCAUGAGCAAGACCUUGAUCUGGAACGCUUCCUCUUGAUAAUUGCAAACGUCUACGAACGCCGAGCCGAUGCGGCAGCAGCGUUUUGGGCAGAUCCGGAUAGCAACUUGGCCGGAUUUAUGCACUGGGCGUCGCGGCGCGCAUCGACGCCUUUAGUUGCUGCAUUCUGCGAAAUGCUGCAAGCAAUCUCAGAGAACGACGAGUGUGCGACAGCGGCCCACGAUUUUCUGCUCGAUGAAGGCCAUCAUUCCUCUGGGAAGAUGCGACGUACUCAAUCUCUGACUUGGAUGCAGAUCUUCCGCGAGCUGGAGUUCUUCUCAGAAAAGAUCAAGCAGAAGCCAACAGCCACACCAACAACACGGUACCGGAACACGAAACCACAUGCAGAUGUCGUGGAGACGGAGCCUGAGUCUGCCAUGAUGCUGGAGUGUUAUUUCCGCCUCAUGACUAAGCUUGCAUCUGAGAGUGAGAUCGCGCGACAGUUUUUGCUACGAAAUCCUGACUACCCCGUUGUCGACAAACUGCUUGACCUUGCUAGCAGCCAAAUACCAUCGCGACUACGCGCCUGUAUAUUCAUGGCCCUGACAGCUAUGCUGACGCGAAAGACGUUGGAGGAAAGCAACCUUAUGUGGCUGUGUCUGGACAACUGGAGUACGGGGCAAUACGCCCAGUCUCCCGCACAUGCCACCGGAUCCCUUCGGCAAGGGCAAGUACAGCCUGUCGUCUCAAUGGAUCGAAUUUUGGAUGAGAUGAGCAACGGGUUCGACGAACCACAGGCGUUUACGAAGCUCUUAUUAGCACUUGUAUCGCCUGCAGUCGAUAGCAGUCCGCUUAAUGACUCUCUUCCGUUCGGCGACUCUCUUGGAGCAUCUGCCCGACUUUCUGGCAUCGAGGCCUACAUUGAUUUUGUUAUUGGGCAAGUGUUUGCUAGCAAGGCGCAGGAUCUCCAGGAUGUUUACCAGACGCGAGUUCUCAGGCUAACCUGCCUCGAGUUUAUGCUGACCUGCCUGUCCACAUUCAACGAAGACCUGAUCAUCAUGGCUAAUACUACCAACCUUGCCAUUGACUCUGCUAUUGCAACGUCUGACUUGGCAACAUACGUGAUAAGGCAUCCAUUUGCCAGGGUCAUGGAGUGGAUGUACAACGACAAAAUUACGGCAGCCCUCUAUAAUAUUAUUCAUCAAAAGGCACUGGAAGUUGGCAAUGCUGCUCCUGACUCGCCCCUCAUUCUGGGCAUCCUCCGGGCUGUUGAGCUCAUCUCUAAAGUCAUGGACCUCGAAACUACCUACCGGGACUUGGUGCGACCUUUGAUCAAGAAGAGCAAUCAUCAGCGACAGCCCGUCCCCAAUGCCGCGUACUCGUAUUUUGACGAUGGGCUUGUCACUCGGCUGAGCUUUGUGGUAGAUCUUGGCAAUUACUGCGGGAUUGGUCAUCCAGAGUUGACACUCGCGUGUCUGCGGCUUCUCGGUCUGAUGUCGUCUUCUUCUCGCAUCACAGCGGAGUGGGCGGGUUCAGCUAGAGCCGGUCACAGGAACAAGGCUGUCGUGGCCAUGGAAGCGAAUGGCGAGUACGAAUCCAUCUCAAGAGCUUUCAUCUCCGAACUGCAGUCUCCUCUGGAACCCGGUAGAGAGGCUGGCUCACCAAGCUAUAUCACCAAGUGCUACGUGCUUGAUUUUCUGUUAAAGUGUUUGAAGGAGACUCCAAAUCGGCCAACAAUUGCUCAUUUGCUUCUUGGAUUCAAAUGCGGCGUCGAUUCGCUAGGACUUGAUGACGCAUUCACUACCAGGAAGUCACUAUUCCACAGCCUAGUGAGACUCGUGCUAGACCUCCCUUGUAUGGAUGGUCAAGGUAUGAGAGCAUGGCUUAUUUCCAUCCGAUGCAAAGCCAUGCGCAUUCUUCAGGUGCUAUGGAGCUCGCCUCUCUCAUCAAAGCUCGUCAUCGAGGAGCUACGAGACAAUGAGUUCUUCUUCCACCUGCUUCUACGCGAAAACAUCAUCCAGCCUAACAUCCCGUGGGAGGGCCAGCAGGUAGCCGCCAUCCACUUCCCCCUGACCGACGGCUGCCCUGCUCUGUCACAAUUCCUUAUAUUAAGGCGCAUUAUUUUGGAGUACUUUGCCAUGGAGUUGUGCAUGAUUGCUCAAGGCCGUAUGCCAAGCGUCAAACGACGGAUCUUUGAGGCGCUCAAUGGCCAAAUUGUCGAGGACAACCAGCGCAUUCAGACACCCACAAUCUUCGACCUGUAUGACUUCGUAUUACCGUCAGGCAUCUGGGCGGUACCUGUUCUUCAGCUAGAGUAUUACCAGGACAUUGAUCCCUCGUUCUGCGUGGAGGACGAUGGCGACGGCAACAAGAUGCACAAUCUCGAGCGCGUGAAGGAGAUGCUUUUAAUAAAGCAAAACGAAAAGAGGCAAGGCAAGACCAGGGACGCAUUGGUGACGGCACAGACUAUCGCUGCAAUUGAGAGGGAAGAAGCAGUAAUUAUAGAUCAUCUGGCCUCUACCGAUCGCCAACUACAGCUACGUCAGCAAAGCUUGCAAGUACUCAAGUCGUGGACAAAGCUGCUACUCAUCAUGGUUGAGUCCAAUGACUUUGAUGGGACGGCCCGAACAUCGUUCUUUCUGCAAACCCUUCAGGCGAUCCUCCCCAGCCUAGAGUCCUGUGCCUCUGAGAGCCCUGUGGAAGCCAUGGAUCUUGCCAAGCUGGCCAGAAUCUUGCUUUCACGUCUAGACUUGAAGGAAUCGAGCACAACCGACAAACAAGGCAAGGCUAUCGGCAACCUCAUACACGAUAAGCUGUUUCAGCUCUUCCAAAUAUGCCUACAAGCCAUCAGCAAGUGGGCUGGAUCUCACGAGCUGCGCGCUAUUUACUACGAGAUUUGCUACCGAUAUCUCACCGGAGCACCGGACGAGACGAAGCGCAGCUUUAAUCUUCAGAUCAUGCAGACGGUGCGUACAUAUGGCGAGCGCCUCAUCAACGCCAUCUGCGACGAUGCGUAUUGCGGCGCGCCGAGCAGCCAGACGGCCGCGUAUAUUCUCCUCAACGGGCUCGUCAACGCCGGGCGACAGGUCGACGACGAGCACGUGGUGGACAUGCUGAACCGGCUCAACUUCAUCGGCAUCACGGUGGACACCCUACGCAGCGUCAUGGUGGACUGGCAGGAGGCAUUUGGUGCCGGGGACGGCCGCGGCGAUACGGACCUGCAGAACAACCAGAACGCCAAGCUCGCGCUACUACUGCAGGUCGCGCAGACGCGCAACGGCGCGCAGUACGUGAUGCAGGCCAACAUCUUCCGCGUCGUCGAGCUCUCCGGCCUGUACGCGGCGGACCCGGAGCUGCAGCUUCUGCGCGGCGGCGGGCACGACGACGGGGGCCGGCGCGCGCUCGAGCAGCACUAUGACCUGCUCGCCAAGGUCACGCGCAUCGUCGGCGUGGCACUCCUCAGUCGCGGCAGCCACAGCAUCGCGCAGGGCCGCCGGUUCCUCGCCGACCACCGCAUGCUGGUCGCGCACACGCUCAAGCGCAGCGCGGGCAUCGGGACGCACGCCCCCGGCGACGACGGCGAGGUGCUGGAGGAGAAGGUGGAGGAGCUGGCGGCCGCGCUGAUGGUGGUCAUUGCCGCCACGGGGUUCAUCGAGUUUGACAACGAAGCGGUUCCGGAACCAAGGACGACCCGCAAACUGUUCCAUUGA
Molecule: messenger RNA, 5013 nt
Organism: Cordyceps fumosorosea ARSEF 2679
Lineage: Eukaryota; Fungi; Ascomycota; Sordariomycetes; Hypocreales; Cordycipitaceae
Exons: 3
Coding region: 1-5013 (1670 amino acids)
Biological process (GO): nuclear pore organization
Cellular component (GO): nuclear pore inner ring; nuclear pore
Molecular function (GO): structural constituent of nuclear pore
Source: RefSeq, a predicted model, not a curated record